Messenger RNA from Dendrobium catenatum, 1371 nucleotides. Its product is annotated as extensin-like. Bases 19 to 1146 code for a protein of 375 amino acids. The record is from RefSeq and is a predicted model, not a curated record. The transcript has a single exon. NCBI's taxonomy places the organism in Eukaryota, Viridiplantae, Streptophyta, Magnoliopsida, Asparagales, Orchidaceae.
UAUAUUUUAUCUAAUAAUAUGCAGGUACAAACCGGUGUGCAGGUCCUGCGAGACAAGCAGGAGAUUGCAGAAGCUCAUCUUGAGCUUGCAAAACUUCAGCUUUCAACAAAGGCAGAUCACCUGCAAUCUGAAAGCUCACUAGAACCAUCUGAAUUGCAGCAGAAGCAACAAUAUCAGCACCAACAAGCACAUCCACCUCAACCCCAACAAUCUAUGCAACAAGCCCCUCAACUAUCAGCAAUUACUCCUCAGCCACCUCCACCUCCACCUCCACUCCCAGCUCCUAAUGCCCCACCACCCCCACCACCACCACUUCCUCAACAAAGCCAACUUCCUGUUCCUUAUGCCGCUCAAUUACCCUUACAACACCAGAUACCCUCCAUCCCUUCUCUCCCAGAACAACAGUACUCGAAACCAUCUCAUCAGUUAACACAAUACACUCCACCAGGACAGCCUAAUGAACCUAUCCAUCAGCAGCAGCAAUACCAAAUGCCUCCGUCCCAUCCACAACCCCAGCAUGGGCUACCUCAGUCCCAACUUUACCAGUCGCCACCUCAAGUACCCCAGUACUCCCAACCAAUCCAACCCGAAGAGCCAAACACCUAUAUGCCACCCUCUCAGUCCUACCUUCCAAACAUCCGACAACCCUCUCCUCAGUCCCCAACUGGACCUCCAUUGCAUCAAUACUAUGGAAGUAACCCUCCCUUGUAUGAGCUACCACCAGCAAACAGACCUAGUUCGGGGAACUUGCCCAUCUCUUCCAGCUAUGGAGGGCCUGGCUUGUCAGAGCCAUACAUCUAUGGAAAUUCGCCGUCCCACUACAACUCGAAACCAUCUCCUUUCUCCUCCGCACCACCAACUUCAGGUGGAAGCGGAAGUUACCAGCGUCUCCCUACGGCAAAGUUACUUCCUCAAGCUGCUUCGGUAGGCUCAAACCCCAGUGGUGGAGGUCCAACCGGAAACAGAGUUGCAGUUGAUGAUGUUGUUGACAAGGUUGCAACUAUGGGCUUCUCCAGGGAACAGGUUAGGGCAACAGUGAGGAAGCUGACCGAGAAUGGGCAGUCCGUUGAUCUAAAUGUGGUGCUGGAUAAGCUCAUGAAUGAUGGAGAAGUGCAUCAGCCUGCAAAGGGAUGGUUUGGACGAUGAUAACUUAGUUUUUCAUUAUAGUUCUGUGUAUAAUGUGCUCCCUCUGAAAACAUUCGUUUCCUUGUGUAUGUUUUGCAUGCGAUUUAACAAUUUACUAGUAACAUAUACAUGGAUUUCUUGAAUUCUUGCUAUGAAUUUUUUAUCUUGCUUAAUUUCAGGAAUUGAUAAUUCGUUUGUUUUAGUUGUCAACAUUGUUUCCGAGUUAAUGAAUGAGCUAUUUUUGUU